Echinococcus granulosus is the source of this 1938-nucleotide messenger RNA. RefSeq names its product Solute carrier family 13 member. Gene Ontology annotation, cellular component: membrane. The coding region runs from base 1 to 1938 and encodes 645 amino acids. Gene Ontology annotation, biological process: monoatomic anion transmembrane transport. NCBI's taxonomy places the organism in Eukaryota, Metazoa, Platyhelminthes, Cestoda, Cyclophyllidea, Taeniidae. The record is from RefSeq and is a predicted model, not a curated record. Gene Ontology annotation, molecular function: transmembrane transporter activity. The transcript is spliced from 14 exons.
AUGCGUGCGCGAUCGACAAGCAAGGAGAUGAAGAUCUGGUGCCUGGGUAGCGUGAGCUUGGAUCCUGUGCAAGUGAAAACCGGAGUAAGUAUUAAUCAAAGACCUCGAUUCCGUUGUCUUUACUUGCUGAUGCGCAUGGAUACAAAAAGCGCCUACAUUCUGCUAUGGAUGAGUGGUUACUGGAUAACGGGAGUCGUUCCGCUCUAUGCAACAGCCCUACUUCCAAUGCUUGCUGGACCCAUAAUGGGUCUGCAGACGUCAGGCACCCUCUCCCGCGAGUAUUUGCCAACUUCAAAUUUCCUCUUCAUCGCGAGCAUGUUUCUAGCCGGGGCAGCCGAACACUGCAACCUGCAUCGCCGGGUUGUCAUCUUCUGUCUAAGGUGUAUGGGUGGGGAUCCUAGGCUAAUUCUUCUAGGAAUAAUGAUUCCCACCUGGUUUUUGUCACUGUGGAUGAGUAACAGUGCCACAACGCUGCUGAUGGUGACAAUAACGGAAACAUUGUUGAAUAGAAUUGACGAGGUUACCAAGAGUAAGCGUAUUUCUGAUAAGGUAGAGCCAGAGCUUGAAUCGAAGCUUCACCUUGCAACAACUCCUUUUCAGGCAUUGAAGGCUCUGUGGAGGAAAGAGACUCCACUGCUAACACAAUACACACUUAUAACUUCGCAUUCAACUCCCAACCUUUUCAGAAGUAAGUCCAGUGAAGAGAGUGGUGAGGAGCUGUCUCCCAAUCGUUCCAAAUGGCAAAAGUUUGGUGUCGGUCUCAGCCUAAGUGUCUGCUACUCCGCCAGUUGUGGAGGCAUGGGAACGCUUACCGGAACGCCAACAAAUAUUGUCGUUUAUAAUCUUCUUACAGAUGUGUACGGAAGUGAGACAGGUUUGAAUUUCGGUUCAUGGAUGGCGUACGCCUUCCCCAUCUCGCUGAUCAUCCUUCUCUGCAUUUGGUUUACAAUUUGUCUGAUAUACCUCGGACCAAAACAGCUAUUCAGUUGCCGAAGAACCGUGUCCAAAUCAGCGUCUAGCGCAUCCGAUGAAGUGUUCACCAUAGAAGAAAGCGAGGAGGGACAUGAGAGUAAACGGAAGAUAGCAGACAUUUCCCUUGCCGAUAUUGUUCAGAAGAUUAUUGAGGAGGAGGAGAAAGUUAUCGGUUCUAUGACGUGGGCCGAGGGAACCGUUCUGACGCUUUUUAUUUCAGUCGUGAUCCUGUGGAUAGGCAGAGAGCCAGGCGUGCCAGGGUGGUCUCUCAUCAUGCCAACCAAAACCAAUUCAAAGGGCCGAAUUAUUCAUUACGUCGGAGAUACGCAACCUAUUGUGUUGGUGGCCUUCCUGGCCUUGGUUCUACCCUACAACAACCCAUUUAAACUGCGUAACUGUCCGGAUGAAAUGCGGAAAGAAGCACUAGCUAGGCUGAAUCGACCGCUUCUGCCAUGGUCAGAAGCUGAAAAGAAGUGCGCUUGGGGCGUCAUUAUCCUCAUUGGUGGCGGGUUUGCCCUCUCCAAAAUAGUCACGUCGUCUGGUCUGUCUACAGUCAUCAGUGAUAGCCUGGUAGGAUUGAAUGCUCUACCGCCAUUCGCUAUUGUCUACAUUUUGACAGUGAUGUGCUCAUUUUUGACGGAGAUGGUGUCAAACACCGCAACUGUUACCAUUCUCACCCCAAUCAUGUUUGAACUUGCUGAUAAAUUGGCGAUUCAUCCCUUUUGUCUCACUUUACCACUCGUCCUUGCCACUUCAUUGGCUUUCAUUCUGCCCGCUGCUACCCCGCCGAAUGCCAUUAUCUUUGCCAAAGGUCGUGUCCGAUUAAUUGAUAUGAUGAAAACUGGAGUAAUUCUCAACUGCGUGGCACAGGCUGUCGUGACUGUGGGCACCAUAACAUACGGAGUGCCGCUAUUUGGUCUUAAUGCAGUUCCCGAUUGGGCUCUAAACAUAACCUCGCGAUAUUGA